AUGUUGCCACGUUUGAUCCCGCUUCACUCUCCACACAACGUCAAUGAUCAGAGACUUGGGCGUUGUUCCCAUCUGUUUCCACAACUGCCCAUCCUGUCCGAAUACAACUCCCUUCCCUUCCUCGGCCGCUCAACCAUGGCACCUUUCACCAACCCGUUCCGGCGUGCGGCAGCGGAAAAUGAGUCGGGCCAGAUCACCGUUCACGUAAAGUGGGGUCGCGAGCGCUUCAACAUCCCCAUCCCGAACCCAGAUAUGACCCCGCUCUCGCAGCUGAUCGGCACGCUGUCGCAUCAGACCGGUAUCCCUGCCGACCAGCUCAAGCUCGUCUUCAAGGGGGCCGUUCUGAAGGACCAGCUCCUGACCCUCUCCUCAUAUGGGAUCACAGAUGGGUCGAACCUGACGAUGGUGGGGAAAGAGGGUCCGGCGCCCGCCCCUCCUGCGCCUACUCAGCAGGUGGUCAAGAAGAAGAACAAGCAGCCGGAGACGGACUCGGAACAGGUGUUGGUCGACUGGAUCCGCAGCCUGGUCUCUGGCGUCGUCGAGCCGCUCGAGGCCAGCAUUGUGACGUUUGUGCACCAGGCUGCGCCGUCGGCCACGAACAAGCCCAAAGUCCAGCAGAGCUUUGAAGUGCUGCAGCGUGAGCAUGCGCGUCUGAGCGAGCUGUUGCUCAAGGGUCUGCUGGAUAUGGACGGCGUCGAGAUCCCAAGUGGGUGGGCGGAGGCACGGUUGGAGAGGAAGAACGGCGUUAAAAGGCUGCAGGGGGAGCUUACACGGGUGGACGAUGCCUGGGGGAACAGAAAGCGGUUGGCGACGUAG
Cutaneotrichosporon cavernicola is the source of this 816-nucleotide messenger RNA. RefSeq lists its product as uncharacterized. The coding region runs from base 1 to 816 and encodes 271 amino acids. The transcript has 3 exons. The record is from RefSeq and is a predicted model, not a curated record. Gene Ontology annotation, molecular function: protein-folding chaperone binding; adenyl-nucleotide exchange factor activity. Gene Ontology annotation, cellular component: cytosol; membrane; nucleus. Gene Ontology annotation, biological process: protein stabilization. Lineage: Eukaryota; Fungi; Basidiomycota; Tremellomycetes; Trichosporonales; Trichosporonaceae.